UUUCGUUUGCAUUCCCAUUUUUCUUCACCGUCUUCUACCUUUUUUUGUUGUUUUCUUCUCAAUCAUCUCUGCAGAAAGAAAAACCCAGUUUUUUUGGGCACCUUUUUCGAUUCCAAAUCCCGAAAUCUCUGCAAUCCAUUUCUUAUUUUCACUUGAUUACUCCAAUUCCUCAUCUGGGUUUCGUCAGUUUUAUCUUUUUCUUUGUAAACUAUGAAGUUCUUUAUGUGAUUAAAUAAUUCUGGUGGAUGAUGAAUAAAAGCAUGUCUGUUUGUUAGAUCUUUCCUGUAAGAUAAGAGUUUCCUAGGAAUUCUCUGGUUUUUUUUUAUUUGCUUUAUUUCCUUUGUUCCAUCGACAUUUCUUUAUUGCGUCCCAAUUUUUUUUUUAUGAUUUAAUCUUCACCAAAACCUCACAAAUCCAGCUCAUCUAAUCAGGGAUGUCCUCAUAGUCCUAUUUAUCAAAUCACAUUCCAAAAUCCCCAUAUUUUUAUUUUCCCUUUUAUUUGAUGUUAUGGGUUGUGCUAGUUCCAAGCCAAAACGAUGCCGCCAUUGUCGCCGGGCUCCAUUUUCUCCCGUUCCAAGAAGCUAUUCAAUGCACGUCCAUCAUCCUGCUCAGCACAAAGGCGAUAGCUACCACGUCGUGGCGUUAACAUCCACGACAUUAGGCAGUCUCAAGCUAGAAGACAACCACCGCAACAACAACAAUGGCGGCACCAUCAACGUCGCGUCAUUCAGCGGCAACCUCGAAAACGGCUCCAAAAUCAAUGGGGAUUUGAAGCAGGUUGAAGAAGGGCAAAAAGUGUUGGCAAUGGAAGUGAUCGAAGCAAAGCUAUGGUCCAAAAUGAUCGAAGAUAAGAUCCCAAAAGUUGUCCCCAAGACGCCUAUCCGGACCCCUCCAGGCGAGCCUGAAACAAUCAACACAUGGGAAAUGAUGGCAGGGCUUGAAGAUAUUAGUCCCCUCCGGUUUCCAGGUCAUUUCAGGAGCUUCUCUUUUGAUGUUCCAAAACCUGGGUGGCUUCAAAUUGAAGACAAAUCGGAUUUGGGGGUUACAGAUUUCGAUCCUGAAAUCAUUUCUGGUUUCAGGGAAUCGCUUCAACAGCUUCCCCGAGAGGAUGAAAAAGAGCGAGAUUCCGGGAAGAAAGUGAACGGCGUUAAAGGGGAUAAGGUUGUUCUUUAUUUUACAAGCUUAAGAGGUGUCCGAAGGACAUACGAGGAUUGUUGUGAUGUCAGAGUGAUCCUCAAAAGCUUAGGGGUUCGUAUCGAUGAACGAGACGUUUCAAUGCAUUCGGGGUUCAAAGGGGAGCUGAAAGAGCUGAUCGGAGAAGGAUUCAAUGGCGGAUUACCAAGAGUAUUUGUGGGGGGAAAGUACAUCGGCGGAGCUGAGGAGAUAAGGCGAAUGCAUGAAGACGGUGAGCUAGAUAAGGCGGUUCAAGGCUGUGAAAUGGCGGACAAUGAUGGCGGCGGCAACGGUGGAGCAUGUGAAGCUUGUGGCGAUAUCAGAUUCGUGCCGUGUGAGACUUGUUCAGGGAGUUGUAAAGUGUAUUACGAAGAUGAUGAAAUGGAAGAAAAUGAACAAGAAGGAGAUGAAAUGGGCGAAUGUGGAUUUCAAAGAUGUCCAGAUUGUAAUGAAAAUGGACUCAUUCGAUGUCCAAUUUGCUACUAUUGAAAUCAGUUCGUUAAAAUUUUCCCA
Molecule: messenger RNA, 1686 nt
Organism: Hibiscus syriacus
Lineage: Eukaryota; Viridiplantae; Streptophyta; Magnoliopsida; Malvales; Malvaceae
Exons: 1
Coding region: 508-1662 (384 amino acids)
Source: RefSeq, a predicted model, not a curated record